GCCGGACUGCAUCACCUGGAAGCCAGGGCAAAAAAAUAAAUAAAUAAAUAAAAAGAAAGAAAGAAAGUAAGAAAGGCGCAGAGAAACCGGGAAGGCUGUACGGAUCUACCAGGUUUAGUCGAUUAAACCUGGGAUCGAGGGAAGGCAGGAGAGGCAGAUCAGAGCUUUCGCCUCGGGCGGCGUUUAUCAUGAGUUGCCCGGACGUGAUGCGCCCGCUUUACGGUCAUUACGCACCACACGCACCUGGAGCCGCCGCGUUUCUGAGCAAUUUCCCGACUCCCACUCGUGUCAGCAGUCCAGCGUCUCGGCACAGGAACCUAAUGGACGCCUCUGGAUCAGAGGAGGUCCCAGUUAUAGGAGGGAACCUAGUGACAGGGAGUCUGUCCUCGUCUGCGUACUCAUCGGCUGGACAGAAGGAGAAACAGGUUGGGGAAGCUGAGUACCUGAGCUCUCGAUGCGUCCUUUUUACCUACUACCAAGGGGACAUCAGCAGUGUGGUGGACGAGCACUUCUCCAGAGCUCUCAGCACCUGUACUGCCAUGGAGAGCAAGAGGAGAGCCAACCAGCCGAGCACAGAACCAACAUCUCCAAACAGUCGGAGAAACUUCCCUCCAUCCUUCUGGGACAGUAAUUACCUGUCACCUCCCAGUAGACCUCAUUGUGACCCAACAGGGACACCGGCGUACUCCGUGGACCCCUACGCUCAAGCUUUACAUGCCGGUUUACCUCAUCCCCAUCCUCACGCGCACCCCUCUGAUUCUUGGGGAUACACCCAAAGUCAGGUGUAUGGACCCCCGCGGUCCCUCCACGAACUCUACUCGGCGCCGGGGUUGGAGGCGCAUUAUAACCCCCUGCUCAUGCCUGCUGUCCGGCCACCCCAUUUGCCCCCCAGCCUGCCAGGCCAUUAUGAUGUAGCAAAACUGGAACCUACACCCACGUGGCCUGGACUGAUACCACCAGGAGACAUGGCACUUGCUCUGAAUAUGGACCCAGGGCUGCAGUCACAUAAGAAAGGGAAGGAGCUCUACUGGUUUUAACGACCAUCGCGAUCAUCAACUCGUCCAAUUAAAGCUCUGGAGAGCUGAAGAGCGACCCCCAUUGUCACCGAGCUCCUCUCUAUCUCACCCCCUCGGCCUUGCCAGGUUCAUCUGUGCACCAUGGAGAUAAAAAGAGGAUGGAGAGACAACAGAAGGAAAACGAGAGGGAUCCAAAGCUUUGUGCAUCUGUCUUUCCCCUCUAAUCCAGCCAUUCUCUGUAUAUUCGUUUUGCAGAAUCUCUUCUGUGUGUGUUUUUUCUUUCUUUUUUUAAUGCGUGUGUGUGUGUGUGUGUGUGUGGUCUAAUAAAAAG
This is a messenger RNA of Silurus meridionalis, 1347 nucleotides long. RefSeq names its product vestigial-like family member 2b (gene vgll2b). The record is from RefSeq and is a predicted model, not a curated record. Gene Ontology annotation, biological process: regulation of transcription by RNA polymerase II. Gene Ontology annotation, cellular component: nucleus. The transcript has 4 exons. The coding region runs from base 189 to 1037 and encodes 282 amino acids. Lineage: Eukaryota; Metazoa; Chordata; Actinopteri; Siluriformes; Siluridae.